Messenger RNA from Rhea pennata, 1394 nucleotides. RefSeq names its product zinc finger MYND-type containing 12 (gene ZMYND12). The transcript is spliced from 8 exons. Gene Ontology annotation, molecular function: protein binding. The record is from RefSeq and is a predicted model, not a curated record. Bases 1 to 1095 code for a protein of 364 amino acids. NCBI's taxonomy places the organism in Eukaryota, Metazoa, Chordata, Aves, Rheiformes, Rheidae.
AUGGCGGCGGCGGCGGGGCCUCGCGGCGGGCGGCGCGGCUGCGAGCUGUGCGGGGCGGCGGCGCGGCGCUGCUGCGCCCGCUGCGCCCGCGUCUACUACUGUGAUGUAGAUCAUCAGAAAGCUGACUGGGUUAGCAUCCAUGAGAGAAUAUGCCAGCUGCUGAUUCCGAUCCAUACGCCCUUACCUUUUUUCAGUUCUGAAAAAGAAAGAAAACAUGGCAUGGAACAGCUGCUGAACAGGCAGAAACACAUAAUCGAUCUUGCGUAUAGCACAGCCCAGAAGUUUAUUCUUGAAGGAAAGCCUGGAAACGCAAUACCUGCAGGUUUGCAAGCACUGCGUUUCAGCAUUCGCGUGUAUGGCUCAUACUCUGUGGAUGUGGUGCCUGCUUAUCUCAUCUUGGCCGAGGCCUGCAUUGGUGCUGACUGUCUUAUGCAGGCAACUACGUAUCUCUCCCAAGCUCAGUGGGUUGUCCUCAAAACUCCAGACUGCAGCCUUGCCAUUCAGCACAAACUGCAUCGGGAUCUGGGUCUUCUCUAUGCCGCUAAAGGAAACCUCGAGCAGGCUGCGUAUCACCUGGCCAAUGACAUUUACCUUGCUAGUUGUGCAUUUGGACCACGUGCCAUUCAGACAGCUGGAGAAUAUUUCCACAUGGCUGAUAUUUUCCUUCGCCAGAACAAAAUGGAUGUAGUAAACUCACUCUAUGCUGAGGUGACUGCCAUCUGGCAUGCCUUCCUCAUGAAGUCAGUUCAAACACAGGAGCAAAUACUCAAGUCGCAAGCAGAAGCGUCCCCGUUCGACGAGGACAGGGAGGUUGGCAAAGAUCAUCUGACUGAAGCCCAGCAAGCAGAAGCAAUUCAAGCACUGAAUGCAAUAUUAGAUUUCAGAGAACAGGCACCAAAGCAACAGCGUGAUGAAACUGCUAAAGUUUUGCAUUCUCUUGCAAUGCUUUAUUACAUGAGCAUGGAUUUAUCAAAGGCGCAGGAAGCGGGGGUGAAAGCCUUCGAGCUGGUGAAACAACUGCCCCAGCAAGACUCUCUGGAGGCCGUUGAUCGUUUGUUAAAAUUGAUUAAGUCCAAGCCUUUUUACGAAAAAUGAGCUAUUUCUACCAGACGUAGGUGUUUAGCUAGAUCAUCCAUUUAACUAGAUUGCUGACAACACAAUGCAAAUGCAUUACAAACUGAAGGUCCUUACUGCUACUGGUGUCUUUCUACACAUGUCCCUUUUCCACCUCAAGCUGUUAAUGAAAAGUUAAACUUUAUGGUCCUUUUAGUUGAUUUUCCUGUGCUGGUCAGCCACUGCGGAUGGUUGUGCAAUGACUCAGGGUGAAGGUGGGGAAUCAAAAGAACAACCAGCACAAGGUGAAUAAAUAAUUACCUACCUGCCAGCACAAAGAA